Molecule: messenger RNA, 1080 nt
Organism: Pelmatolapia mariae (spotted tilapia)
Lineage: Eukaryota; Metazoa; Chordata; Actinopteri; Cichliformes; Cichlidae
Exons: 6
Coding region: 44-844 (266 amino acids)
Biological process (GO): nuclear protein quality control by the ubiquitin-proteasome system; proteasome localization
Cellular component (GO): nuclear membrane; nucleus
Molecular function (GO): proteasome binding
Source: RefSeq, a predicted model, not a curated record
AGGUUGUAAGCCCCGAGUGUUAUAAACCUUAAGUUAGGUCGCAAUGGCAGCUGUGUGCCAGCCACGACGGGCCUUGGUGGAAAUACCUGCUCCACAGCCCAAAAUUGCCGCUCGAAUGAGGAGGUCCUACUUGGAAAUAUUAAGUUCACGUAUGGUCCCGACCCCGUCCCCACUUCCAAGAGGAAGAAACACAGCCGCAAACGCAAAGCGUAUGCAGUCAUUGGACUUGGCAGUUGGUGGGGCGUGGAGAGGAAGGCUAGAGGAGCAGUGUGAGAAGAUGGAUGAGCACCACACACCGCUCUCCAAACAGCAGCUUGUGCAGCUUAUUAGAUCCCUCAUCUUGGUCGAACAGAGCCAAGAGCCCAGGGUCAUGGCAUCAGACCUGAAGUAUCUACAGGAAGACCUGCAGCUAAAGAAGGCCAAUGUUUACAGGUCCAUACCUUACUCACGGUUUGGAUCCAACAGGGAUGCUCACUGCUACAGAAAGGCAUACCCUCACCUGGUGGCAUUCAAAGUUUCGUGUCAGGAAUGGGGCCAAGUUCUGCUGAGGAACAAAGAUUGGGACGCCGUGUUGGAGCACUCACUGAUGGCGUGGCGUUACACCAGCGAGCUGCCGCAGUGGGACACUGCAAGCCACAACGCCCUUCGAGAGCAGUGUUACAGCAUCCUGGCGGCUCACAGCCUCACUGCUCUCCAGCACUAUUCCCCCGAACCCAACAGAGGACGCGAGCUGCUCAGAAGACUGAAGAUGGCUCAGCUGUAUAGCCAGUCAAUUGUUCCCUGCAUACAGGAGUUGCAGAGGAUAAUGGAAUGUCUCAAUGACUCGUCCAUGGAUACAAAAUGAAAGGAGAAACCGGCAAAAGAGUGCAAACUGUGGAUGACCGAAAAAAAAGUGCUUUAUGUGUGGUGAUGGGCCAGAAACAUUGAACACAUUAGUGAUUGUGUAAAACCACUACAAUAUUCUUCCAAAGGGCACAGUGGCAAGUGCAAAAUGAACAAAAUGAAUAAUGCAGGCUUCAAAGGGUAAUAAAUAACACUUCCUAAAUGGCUGAAAAUGGCAUUUUAACAGCAUGUGGAAAG